AUGGAAUCCUCAGGUCCGCAAGAGAGCACUAGCAGGAUUGCAGACCCUCAAAGGACUGAUAGCCCAAGGUCUAACGAUGAUUGGAAUGUCAAGGAUACAUUCAUUAUUGAAGAGCAAAUCGAAGUUUCAGAGGGAAGUCACAAAGAUGUCAGUAUAAUGGAAACUCUCAAGAAAAGUUUCUUCAAAUAUUUGAAGUUUGUUGGCCCUGGUCUAAUGGUGAGUGUUGCAUAUAUUGACCCUGGUAAUUAUUCCACGUCGGUAAGUGCGGGUGCUUCAAACCAAUUCUCAUUACUUUGCAUAAUUCUAAUGUCAAAUUUCAUUGCUAUUUUUCUGCAAUGCUUAUGUAUUAAACUUGGCUCAGUUACUGGAUUGGAUUUAUCGCGUGCAUGUCGAGCAUAUUUGCCCAGAUGGAUGAACUUGACUCUGUAUUUCUUUGCCGAAUGCGCCAUUAUAGCUACUGAUAUUGCUGAAGUCAUUGGUACUGCAAUCGCUCUAAAUAUUCUGAUAAAAGUUCCAUUGCCAGCUGGUGUGGUCAUAACAGUUAUAGAUGUUUUCGCGAUUAUGUUCGUUUACAAGCCUGGUACCUCUUCGAUCCGAUUUAUCAAAAUGUUUGAAUAUGGUGUUGCUCUACUUGUUCUAGGAGUGUGCAUAUGUUUUGCGGUUGAGCUCGCAUAUAUUCCAAAGACCACUUCAGUAAGACGUAUAUUUAGGGGCUUCGUGCCUUCUUCUCAAAUGUUUGAGCAUGAUGGAUUGUAUACUGCUAUUGGUAUCCUCGGUGCUACUGUUAUGCCACAUUCUCUGUUUUUGGGUUCAGGGUUGGUUCAGCCAAGGUUAUUGGAAUAUGACGUUAGUCAUGGUAACUAUUCGAUUUCUGAUUCCGAUCUUGCUGACAAGAAAUCGAAAGAAGAAGUAUUGGAGACCAAGUAUUUCUCUUACAAGCCAUCUCUAGCAGCGAUAAGAUAUUGUAUGAAAUACUCUUUCGUUGAACUUGCAUUGACCUUAUUCACAUUAGCUCUAUUCAUCAAUUGCUCGAUUUUAAUCGUAUCCGGAGCUACCUUGUAUGGAACAGAAGGCGCUGCUGAUGCUGAUUUGUACACCAUUCAUGAUUUACUUUCCAAAACUUUAGCACCUGCCGCAGGUACCGUUUUUAUGGUGGCAUUGUUAUUGAGUGGACAAUCUGCUGGUGUUGUUUGUACCAUUGCAGGACAGAUUGUAUGUGAAGGACACAUCAAUUGGAAAUUGGUCCCUUGGAAGAGACGGCUUGUAACAAGAGCUAUAUCUAUGAUACCAUGUCUUGUUGUCUCUAUAUGCAUCGGUAGACCUGCAUUAUCCAAAGCUCUGAAUGCUUCACAAGUUGUAUUGUCUAUUUUAUUACCAUUCUUGGUAGCACCAUUAAUUUAUUUCACUUGCAAGAAAUCUAUAAUGAACGCUGAAGUUAAAGAUGAAGAUGGUUCUGUGACCAGAAAAGUUAACAUGGCAAACAAUUGGUUUACGACAAUUGCUGCAGUUUUGAUUUGGAUUUUUUUAUCAUUCUUAAACGUCUAUGCUAUUGUGCAGCUAGGCAUAUCUCAUGGAGACAUCAAUUGA
Zygotorulaspora mrakii is the source of this 1587-nucleotide messenger RNA. It is a transcript of the gene SMF1, whose product is annotated as divalent metal ion transporter SMF1. The coding region runs from base 1 to 1587 and encodes 528 amino acids. Gene Ontology annotation, cellular component: plasma membrane. Gene Ontology annotation, molecular function: manganese ion transmembrane transporter activity; cadmium ion transmembrane transporter activity. The record is from RefSeq and is a predicted model, not a curated record. NCBI's taxonomy places the organism in Eukaryota, Fungi, Ascomycota, Saccharomycetes, Saccharomycetales, Saccharomycetaceae. Gene Ontology annotation, biological process: iron ion transport; intracellular manganese ion homeostasis. The transcript has a single exon.